Molecule: messenger RNA, 855 nt
Organism: Didymodactylos carnosus
Lineage: Eukaryota; Metazoa; Rotifera; Eurotatoria; Philodinida; Philodinidae
Source: the annotation of a GenBank genome assembly
AUGGGUGAUUCCACUCUUGAUGAUAUUCGUGCAAAACGCAUGGCUGAAUUACAAAAACAAUAUGGAGGAAAUCCAUCAGGGAUGGAAGGAACUGGAGAAAAAAAUGGAGAAGAACAACGGCAAAAGCAAGAAGAAAUGCGUAAUACAAUGUUAAGUUCAUUGUUAACCCAAGAAGCGAGAGCAAGGUUAAACACAAUAGCUGUUGCCAAGCCAGAUAAAGCACGUAUGGUAGAAGAUAUUCUACUGCAGAAUGCACGAAGAGGCGCAUUUGGAGGCAAACUCAAUUUUCGUAUAAAAUCGAAGAAUGAAAAUUUGGACAUCAAGCCACGUUUUCGAGUUGAGCAUGACUGGUCUACAGUUGUGAAAGCCGCACUGCAAAAAUAUCCAAAUCCUGUGAAUCCAGGUAUUUUGGGGUGUGACGUUGUAGAUCGCAGAAUAGAAAAUGGUCAGAUCAUCUCUCAUCGUGUUUUACUUUGUAAUUGGUCAAUUGCACCAUCACUUGCAAAAUUAAUCAACAUGGAUGGUGCCGGUUAUGGAUCCGAACAUUCAAUUAUUGAUGCUAACAAACGUUUAAUGACAUUAAGAACGAGAAAUUUAACAUUAAAUCGUUAUUUAAGUAUAGAAGAACAUCUUCAGUAUACACCUCAUCCAAAAGACAAGUCAAAAACUCUAUUAAAACAAGAAGCCACAAUUACGGUGCAAAAUGUACCCUUAACUAAUUAUAUGGAAGCACUAAUAGAAAAAACAAUAAAUUCAAAUGCCAAUAAGGGCCGUCAAGCGAUUGAAUGGGUUAUUAAAAAAAUGCGCAGCGAAUUACCAACAACGUCUUUAACUUCUCCUGAACAAUUAGCUUAA